Messenger RNA from Cordyceps militaris CM01, 3663 nucleotides. RefSeq lists its product as uncharacterized. The record is from RefSeq and is a predicted model, not a curated record. Bases 1 to 3663 code for a protein of 1220 amino acids. The transcript has 3 exons. Lineage: Eukaryota; Fungi; Ascomycota; Sordariomycetes; Hypocreales; Cordycipitaceae.
AUGGUUCAUUUCAAGCUACACCGAGCAGCUCACCUGCUCGUGUGCGCUCUCUGCUUGCUGUUGGGCGCGGUGCAAGCGACAGUUGCAAAGGAAACCUCGAAACAUAAUGUGUUGGACGACCUGAGCAGCAUCGAAUCGCUCGCCCAAUUUCCUGAAGUCGCCAAUGUUCAACUACGGAGGACGUAUAUGGCGCUGGUCAGCAUGUUCAGCGAUGCGUCGCGGGAGGCGGCCAAGAGAUAUGGUGUUUCAGAGCUGAGAAUGCUCUCCAACGAUUUGGACAGCCAUGUUCAAACCGUCAACGACAACACCAAUAAGUCACACCGACUUGAGCUCAAAAGAAGUACCGCUCCACGGAGCACCGGAAAGGACGGCGAAGAACAGCAGAGCAUAGUCGCCAGGUUUUUGUCAGCAAUCGCUCUGGCUAACCAGGACCCAGACGCAACCGAGCAACAAGCUACCAAUGCGCCAGCAUUUCUGGGAAAGAGGGGGCUCCUCGACGGUCUCGGAAAACUCUUGGGCGGCGGCAAAGACGGCGCGGCCGACGGAGCCGGCGGCGCCAUCAGCGACGCCAUGUCCAAAGCAGUCGGCAGCGUCUUUGACAAGCUCCUCUCCGCCACCGGCAGCGGCCUCGCCGGCGCCGGCUUCUUCGGCGGCGUCGGCGUUGGCGAGGGCGCCUCGCAAGCCCUCAACCUGACGACGCCGCAAAAGUCAAAGUCGACUGGCGAGCAGGUCGCGCAGCAAAAUGGCAUGACGAGCUCCGGCCUCAACCCCAUUAUCCAGAGCGCCGCCAUGGGGUUGACAGCGACGGCGCUCAAGGCCGUCGUCGACAGCAACCUGCUGAAGCUGCCACCGCUGGCUGGCAUCGCGGCAUCGCUCGGCACCGGCGUCGGCAACGGCGCCACCAUGGGCCUCGGCCUGACCAAGCGUGACGUGUCGCCGCCGCUCAACGGCUCCGGCUUGACGGACAGCAUCGGCGCCCUCGGCUUUGGCGCCACGCAGGCCAUCACGUCCAACCUCAACCUCACCGGCGGCUUCGCGUCGCUGCUGCCAGCGGGCGGCCUGGAUAUCGGCGGCCUCGCGCUCGGUGCUGGUGCGGGCAUCGGCCAGGGUGCGGCACGGGGGCUCAAGCUCGCCAAGGCAGACGCGGGGCCACCGCCGCCGAAAUCAAAUUCGGACAUUCCGGGCAUCGCGAACACGUUUGCGUUUGGUCUGAGCAACGCGCUGACGGAGAGCCUCAACGUGAGCGCGCAGGAUCUGGGGGCCAUGCUACCGCCGAUUGACUUCAUGUCGGCCGCGCUGAGCGUGGGUGACGGCAUCGGAAGCGGCGCGGCGCUGGGACUCAAGCUGGCGCAGAAUGAUACCAGCGGCUUCGGGACGCCGUCGCCGUCGGCGGCGGCGCCGUCGAUGGCGGACCUGCCGAAGAUUGCGGGUACUCUGGCUUUUGGCGUCAGCAAGAGCCUGACGCAGUCCCUCAACACGAGCGGCCUGAGCGUGUCGAACCUCUUGCCGGCGGAUCUGGACGUGGGGGCCGUCGUCCUGAGUGCAGGCCGGGGCCUCGGUGGUGGUGCGUCUGCUGGGCUGGGACUGGCCGGGCUGGCGAGCAACCUCACGAUCCGCGCCGCGGCCGACCCAAUAACUGACGUUGCGGGGCUGGUGGAAAAGUUCACCUUUGGGCUCGGCAACGCCUUUACGGACAAGAUCGACCUAGCCUCGCAGGCCAAUAAUCUCGCCUCGGCCCUGCCGUCCGUCGAUCUCGGCGCCACCGUGUCGGGCGUCGGAUCCGGCCUGGGCCUGGGCCUCGCCAAGGGCCUGAAUCUGGGUACCAAGGCCGUUGAGGCCCCUCCCAAACCGUCCUCUCUCAAGGACGUGCCGCAGCUCGCCGCCACGUUUGCGUUUGGCCUAAGCGACGCGCUGAUCGGCCAGCUGAACAUCAGCGGACUCACCAGCGAGCUGGCCAAGAACGCGGGUGGCUUGGUCGCCAAGUUUGCAGCCCCGGUGGCCUCUGGCCUCGGAAAGGGCCUGGGCACCGGCGCCGCGGUCGGUCUUGGGCUGCAGCCCCCGUCGGAUCCGGCGGUACUGAAGCAGGCCGCGCCUGCCAACGGCGAGAUUGAUGCCGAGGCUCUCACACAGAGCUUUGCUGAGGCGCUGACGUCCAAGUUUCUGGCGAAUAAUACGGCGGGCGAGCUUAUCAAGUCCCUGUCGGGAGGCGCCGGCACCGACGGCGGCGCCGGAUCCCUUUUGGCCAACGUCAACGUUCCCCGCCUGGCGAACGGCCUGGCCAGGGGGCUUCUUACUGGUGCUGGUGACGGCGUUCAGGCUCUCGGUGGCAUCAACGCCCUCAUCAGCGGCAAGACGAUCGCGCUCGCGGGGCCCGUCCCGGAGACAAAGAUUGACUUCGACGAUUCCACAAAUGGCGCGGCGAUAGGGCUCGGCCAGGGAUUGGGCACGUCGGGCGUUUUGACGGUGCAAAAAUUGCUUGCGCGCGGCGUCAAUGUAAACAAUGUCAACGCCACAGCCGCCAACACGCCGCAACGGCGGGAUCUCGCCGUCCUGGGCCGUCGACAAGAAAACACCGAGGUCACAGCACCACUGAACCUCACCCAGUUCGCCUCUGCAUCGGCCAUUUCCACGCUCGGACAGAAGGGCAUCGAUGUCUUGACCUGCGACGGCAUUGCCGGUCUCUUCCUCGUUGUUUUGGGGCUUCAAAAGAGUGGCACCGUGUCGAUUGGAAGCCCGAGCGGCAACACCCUCGAGACUCUCAAGUCACUUAUCCCAAUGGGAAUCAUUCGGGUGGAAUCGCAAGGAAACACGUUUGCUAUUGAUGGCACCAAACUGGCCGAGAACCUGGGAAAGUCCGUAUUGAGCCUCGCGGCGACGCUGAGCAUCAAUGGCUUCCCGGUCCUGACAUAUGCAGCGUUCCUGAUACUGCACGUUGGAAGCGCCAUUUUGGGCCUCUAUGUGAUUUGGCCUCUCAUUCUCACCUUUGCUAGUUUCCAGAAUGUGGCAGCACGCUUUCGCAUCCCAAUCCCUGUCAACAAAUGGACGACCAAGACGAGCAGAAUUCUUCGGCUGUUUGUGUUGACACCGUCUUUGAUUCUGAUUCUUAUAUUUGGCGUCCUGUCGGGUGCACCCAAGGGUCACUUCCGCACAGCCCAUGGUAUUCUCGGUCUCUUCACACUCAUCUUUGCUAUUGCCGCUCUUGUUCUCUCCUUCUUCGCCAAACCCGUCGAGUUCACGCGCAGCGAUCCCGUGACCCUGGCCUCUAAACCGGACAUCGCGACGUGGGCGUCGCACGCCUGCAACCAGAUCCUACUGGCCUUGCUUCUUCCCACGCUCGUCACCGGCUUUGCUGACCUGAGCAGCGUCACGCUCUGCGUGACCCGCUCCGUUGUGUCGUUUGAAGCAGCCGUGUCUCUCGGUAUGGGCCUCGUGUUUGUGUUUGCGCUCGGCCAGUACAUGAGCUCGGCCGAGUUGUUCCUCGUCUUCAUGGCCAAGAGGGCUGCGCAGAAGCAAAGGAAGGCCCUGGUGGAAAAGGCGGGAGAAGUGCCGGUCAGCACGCAAGUCGAACGCCCAGUUGCUCGACGCGCUGGGCCUGUCGUUUUUGACAAGGAGGAAGACCGGGAAAAGGGCGACUUUCAAGAGCCGCGACCCGUGUAUAUUUAA